Messenger RNA from Rosa chinensis, 981 nucleotides. RefSeq names its product probable polygalacturonase At3g15720. Bases 1 to 981 code for a protein of 326 amino acids. The record is from RefSeq and is a predicted model, not a curated record. Gene Ontology annotation, molecular function: polygalacturonase activity. Gene Ontology annotation, biological process: carbohydrate metabolic process. Lineage: Eukaryota; Viridiplantae; Streptophyta; Magnoliopsida; Rosales; Rosaceae. The transcript has 6 exons.
AUGAAACAAAUCUUGGUGUUGGGGAAGGUGGUGGCACCCAAAACACCGGAUGCUUGGAAACAGUGUGAAUCAAAUUACUGGCUUUCCUUUUCAUAUGUGGCAAACCUCAGAAUGAAUGGCGGUUCAGGAAUAAUCGACGGCCAGGGUUCAUCUUGGUGGAGCAACGCUAACGAACAAAAGCUCCACAUAGAUGACAAGAAGAAGUGUCAACGACCAAAGGCUCUACACUUCCAUGGAUGUCAUAAUCUUCUACUAACUGGACUUACUCAUGUAAAUAGUCCGAAAGGUCAUAUUAGUAUAAGCAACUGCAGAUAUGUAUAUGUCGCCAAUCUCACUAUAACUGCACCUGAAGAGAGUCCAAACACCGAUGGAAUUGACAUCUCAAACUCAAAUCAUGUCAACAUUCAUGCCUCUUAUAUUGGAACCGGUGAUGAUUGUAUAGCUAUCAAUUCUGGAUGUUCUAAUAUCAACAUUACCAACAUUGCAUGUGGCCCAGGCCAUGGAAUUAGCGUGGGAAGCUUGGGAGAAAAUGGGGCUUACGCAACAGUAGAAAAUGUAUCUGUGAAAAAUUGUAAUUUCAGUAGAACUCAAAAUGGAGUAAGAAUCAAGACAUGGCAGGGUGGAUCUGGGUACGCCAAGAAUAUAACCUUUGAACAAAUCACACUUCAUGCCACUAAAAACCCAAUUAUCAUCGACCAAUAUUAUUGUAAUGGAGCUCACAAUUGUAAAAACAAGACCUCAGCUGUCAAGGUGAGUGAUGUGAGAUACAGGAAUAUCCAAGGCACUUCAGCAAAAAAGGAGGCGAUAAGAUUAGACUGCAAUCAGUUUUCGGGUUGUCGCAACAUUGUAAUGGAGCACAUCAACAUCACCUCGAAUGUUCCUGGUAAUAAGGGGAUACAGGCAUCAUGCUACAACAUCAAUGGAAUUUCUAAAAGCACAGUGCCGAGAGUACUUUGCCUGCAGUCCAAACUGGUCCAGUAG